UGCGCUCCUCCCCGAGCUACAUUCCAGGGACUUGCUGAAACUUCCCUGCAAAAUCUCCAACAUGGAGACUCUGCCUCCUCCUUACCCUCUAAAAUUCUCUUCCCCAAAGGCUAAAGUCUUUCUCGUUUUCUUCUCCAUGGUCUUAUGCACGGCCGCUCUAUUUAUUUUACAGUUAAAGCUCUUCCGACCCAGAGGGAAGGACUUCUACUCUUACGAAGUGAAGGAUAUCAAGGGGAGGACGGUAUCGCUGAGCAAAUACAGGGGCAAAGCGUCUCUGGUUGUAAACGUGGCGAGCGCCUGUCAGCACACGGAUGCAAACUACAAAGGGCUGCAGGAACUACAGAGGGAGUAUGGCCCGUUUCACUUCAACGUCCUCGCUUUCCCCUGCAAUCAAUUUGGGGAAUCCGAGCCAAAUUCAAACCGGGAAAUAGAAGCCUUCGCUAAAGGAAACUACGGAGUGACGUUCCCGAUAUUCAACAAAAUUAAGAUUUUGGGCUUAGAGGCAGAGCCCGCGUUCCGGUUCCUUGUAGAUUCCACUAAGAAAGAGCCGAGAUGGAACUUUUGGAAAUAUCUAGUUAACCCUCAAGGUCAAGUCAUAAAAAUCUUGAAACCAGAGGAUCCUGUGGAAAAUUUAAGAAAUGACGUGGCCUCCAUCAUCACAGAAAUCAUUAGGAAGAAAAAGGAAGAUCUUUGAAGUUACAACAAACCUUAAGCCGGACUGUUUACCGCAAGAUGGGUCUUCUUAAUUUUAGAUAUUUUUAUAAUUUUUUUUCCCAAUGGUUUUUAUAUUUUGGAACCUUUUGAUGAAUUAAUUUUUAUAUUUUUGACACCUAGUCCACAAAUACAUGGGAGGGUGGAUUUAUCAAAACUAGUGUAAAGGAAAACUGGCUUAGUUGCCCAUAGCAACCAAUUAGAUUCCACCUUUCAUUUCCCAAAGGAGCUGUGAAAAAUGAAAGGCGGAAAGGUUUUUCUUUACACCAGUUUUAAUAAACCUCAUCCAUAGAGUACUUAUGUAGAAAUGGGAUAUACCACUUUCCGAGUGGGAGAGGGGAUAAAAAUGCACAGUGACGACUGCAUUAUGCAUUGACUUUGCCUGAAAAGAAACAGUUCUGAGAGUAAAAAUAGAGUAAUUAUGA
This is a messenger RNA of Bufo bufo (common toad), 1136 nucleotides long. It is a transcript of the gene GPX8, whose product is annotated as glutathione peroxidase 8 (putative). The transcript has 3 exons. Gene Ontology annotation, molecular function: glutathione peroxidase activity. Gene Ontology annotation, biological process: response to oxidative stress. Lineage: Eukaryota; Metazoa; Chordata; Amphibia; Anura; Bufonidae. The record is from RefSeq and is a predicted model, not a curated record. The coding region runs from base 62 to 694 and encodes 210 amino acids.